AUGGGUGAACGGAGCGCCGGCUUAGGCCAGCAAGACGCCGGAGACGGCGCUGGCCAGGACGAAAUCGAGCUGGAUGAGAAUGGCCAGGGCCAAGAUUGGCGCCACCUCCCCGUCACGUUGUCGGGAGACUUGAUGGGUGUAAUGGUCUGCACGAAGCCGCCUAUGAAAAAGCCCGAGAGCCCCCUUGAGCUGUUUUGCCACGAGCAGCAGCGACACGAGCGCAUUGCAUUCAUGAUGCGCGGGGACGAGCAUGUCUCCAAAUGGCCGAUCGACGCGCACAACACAAGAGGUGGUCAGCCAACAUUCCAGACGCAACCACAUAAUCGUUUCCAACAUGAAGAUACUCUCAUGAAAGACGCUGGGGAAGCCGCUGCUGCCAACAGCAAGCACUCAAGCUCGCCAUUCCAAGUCAAACUCGAAGUAAAUGGCAGCGACAACAUGGAGGAAGACCCGCACCUUGAGGAGAUCAGGAUCGCUGCUCGCAUCAAGUAA
Messenger RNA from Diaporthe amygdali, 492 nucleotides. RefSeq lists its product as uncharacterized. NCBI's taxonomy places the organism in Eukaryota, Fungi, Ascomycota, Sordariomycetes, Diaporthales, Diaporthaceae. The transcript has 2 exons. The record is from RefSeq and is a predicted model, not a curated record. Bases 1 to 492 code for a protein of 163 amino acids.